CAUCCACACCGGCGGCCGGUGGCUUUCACCGAGUGCCCCGAUACAGUAUUGUCACAACGGGACAGAUGCAUUAAACAAAGACCAAUUAACUUUCCCUUUUUAUUUAAUUUUCUUUCUUUUUUCAUUUUUUGAGGAGGGGGGGUGCUAAUUUAAUCUGCUCUCCUGUUCUCUGACUGACAGCUGCACUGCGGAUUCAAGCCAUUCCGUGAUGAGCCGUGGAGAUCACAUAGCGCUGCAGCAGCUGUACAGUGGAGAGCAACUGCAAAGUCUAAAAUAGGAAGGGUCUCUAUGGCGUAGCUGACUUGGCGGUUUCUGGAGAAGUCGGAGCCAUCGCAGUCCUAUUUAGGGAUCCUGCUUCGGCCCUGCUGCCUACCUGCUGCUAAUACUUCAUAAUGGGGGUGAAGUCCGCUCUCCCUAGGUUUGAGCUGCACCUGUACACUGCUGUGCUGUUUGGGGCCAUUCUUUGGGCUGCCAGUUGGAUCCUUGAGGUGUCCAGUGAACAGGUAAACAGAAAAGCCUUCAAGGAAAGCGUGAAGCCAGGAUGGCACUACUUUGGACGGAAAAUGGAUGCGGCGGAUUUCGAGUGGGUGAUGUGGUUCACAACAUUCCGGAACCACAUUCUCUUCGCCUUGGCCGGUCACGUGAUCUUUGCCAAGAUAUGCUCCAUGCUGUCCCCUAAGCGCAGGUCCUUUAUCUACAUGGUGUAUGGGCUCGCUGCGGUCUUCGUUAGCAUGGGCUGGACGUACAUCGCCCUGGUGAUCUCGCACUGCAUCAUCCUCUACAGCGUGGCACUCGCCAAGCGCAAGUGGCUCUGCUUUGUAGCAGGUCUGACCAGUCUGGCCACCUUCAAGAUGGAGCCCAUGGUCUCUUGGCAGACAGGCUUCAUGACCGGAAGCUUCGACCUCCAGGACAUUCUGUUCUACGGAGGCUGCGGGUUCUCCAUCAUGCGCUGCAUGAGCUUUGCUCUGGAGAACUGCGAGAGGAAGGACGGGAACUACUCCUUCAUGGAUCUGCUCAAAUACAACUUCUACCUCCCGUUCUUCUACUUUGGACCUAUUAUGACUUUUGAUAGAUUCCAUGCUCAGGCUAACAACGCUGACUUGACCCGUAAGCAAUGGGAGAUGUGGAACAUCAGAACCCAGGCCUUGUGGCACCUGGGCGCCAUUGUGGUGGUGGAUGUCCUGUUCCACUACCUGUACAUUCUCACCAUACCCACUGACAUGAAGCUGGUGAAGCAGCUGUCAGACUGGUCACUAGCUGGCUUGGCCUACUCUAACUUGGUGUAUGACUGGGUGAAAGCUGCUGUAAUGUUUGGGGUCAUAAACACAGUGUCCAGGCUCGACCACCUUGAUCCUCCUCAGCCCCCAAAAUGUAUCACAAUGCUCUAUGUUUUUGCAGAAACGCACUUUGACAGGGGGAUAAAUGACUGGCUGUGCAAAUAUGUCUAUGACUACCUGGGAGGGAACCACGACCAGAUCUUCAAGGAGCUCCUGGCCACCGUCUCCACCUUCGCUGUCACCACCCUGUGGCUGGGGCCGUGCGAGAUCGUCUACAUCUGGUCUUUCUUCAACUGCUUCGGUCUCAACUUCGAGCUGUGGGUCGCCAAGUUUUUCUCCAUCAGGCCCUUCUCUUCCAUCGAGGGUGCCAUCUCUGAGGCCAUGUCCCGACGGAUCAGAGGAUUAUUCAAUGCGGCCAACUUCUGGUGUAUCAUUCUCUACAAUGUCCUAGCCCUCAACAGUCUGGAGUUUGCCAAGUUGGUUACUAAGAGACUGCUCGUCAAAGGAUUCCCCAUGUCCACCCUGUCUGUGCUGUUUGUCACCUACUCCGGGGUGCAGCUGGUGAAGGAGAGGGAGAGGAGGCUGGCUCUGGAGGAAGAGGCAGCCCAGCAGAAGGAGAAAGCGGAGUGAAAACGUCCCAACUGUGGAAAACCGGCACAAAUCGAUCUCAGUCCCCGUCCUGUCACACAGUCUGUAGCCCGUUGCUGGACUGUAGCAGCUCCAUCGCUAUGGCGAGCAGACCCAUUUGUGGUUUUUAACACGAGGCACAUUUUUAGCUGUGAAUCGUCCCAAAGUGCAAUUGCUGUAAAAUAUCACAGCAGGCCACUCAGAAACAUACCACUGGUGCAUUUGUUUAUUUACCUUUUUAAAUGUGAACAGAUAUCAGGAGGAAAGGUUGUAGCUGACUGAUACACCUACCUACCAAAUAAAUAUGUACAUGAAAUAUAAUAUAAUAAUUCCUAAAUUAAAAACUACAAACCGUC
Messenger RNA from Conger conger (European conger), 2260 nucleotides. It is a transcript of the gene hhatla, whose product is annotated as hedgehog acyltransferase like, a. Gene Ontology annotation, biological process: negative regulation of N-terminal protein palmitoylation. Lineage: Eukaryota; Metazoa; Chordata; Actinopteri; Anguilliformes; Congridae. Bases 393 to 1907 code for a protein of 504 amino acids. The record is from RefSeq and is a predicted model, not a curated record. The transcript has 13 exons. Gene Ontology annotation, cellular component: endoplasmic reticulum. Gene Ontology annotation, molecular function: acyltransferase activity.